Messenger RNA from Colletotrichum paranaense, 765 nucleotides. RefSeq lists its product as uncharacterized. NCBI's taxonomy places the organism in Eukaryota, Fungi, Ascomycota, Sordariomycetes, Glomerellales, Glomerellaceae. The record is from RefSeq and is a predicted model, not a curated record. The transcript has a single exon. The coding region runs from base 1 to 765 and encodes 254 amino acids.
AUGGUUCCGCGUCCUCUCACCUUACUGCGUAUGUAUGAGCUUCGGCCACCAGCAACGAUGGGGUCCUACCGCUGUGCCAUUCCGUCAAUUAUCAGCUUCCACCCCACCCACUACGUCGCAGGGUCUCGCCCGUUCACUGUUCCCAUCGAGCCAAAACGUUCCGAGAGACAGACAAACCGCCGCCGCAACAUCCUGCUAUCACUUCGCAUUGAGUCACGGCCGCGGCCAGGGUCGCCGUCGAAUCACACUUCAAAGAUCCCCUGUGAACGACAUGUGCCCCCGCGCUCUCGACAGGAAACGAGCCGUAUCACUUGGGAUAUCCCGUUGAUCUCACGCGCCAAUGCAUACCGCGAUCCAAGCAGCCGCCGACUCAUCCCACUACCACACCACAAUGUUGACCACCCGCGAAUCCUGCCAAACGAGACUCGGCACCUCAGUGAACCAAUGCAUAGUACCAACCUUAGUAUCCGCAUACCUACAUCUGCCUCUACCAGGACAUACGAAGGACUCAGCCCUGGCAUGGACGGGUCCAUCUUCUUGGCAACCCCAUCAGAUUCUGUCCGAAUGUUUCGAGACCAUCUUAUCCGAUCAUUUCCGCCCAGCCGUCCGUUAUCCUGGAACCUUCCUUUCCGAUUCCUAGCAUGUCACCGAUGGCCCAGUCUGGAACCUGAGCUUCGAUCCUGUUUCCCGUCAACUUUCGAAGAUCUUCGUCCGUAUUUCGCCUGGAGCUUGGGAAAGCUGGUGAACGAUGUACCUGGUCGAUAG